UUGUGGGUGUGCCUGUCUGCUUGUUUGUGUGGAUCUAAACCCUUUAGAGUUGAUGAUUCGAGUGCAACCAAUAAGGAAUUAAUAGCGUUCGAGAAGUGGGUAAAGUUUGUCAAAGUUUGCCCAUUCAACUGACCCCACUGAGGGUGAAUUGAGAAACUGAUUGCCAUUACUAUUUCCCAAGACAUUGUCUAAUGUCAGGUCUUCAUCAAUUUUCUGGAGACAUCCUAAGCUAAAACCUCAUUAGUAGGUAUUCCGGCAAUCAGCAUAUUUACUUUAAAUAAAACAUACAAUAAACUGACAAACCUAUGUGUACGAGCACACACAUAGGCAAAGCUUGUUAGACUUCAUCCGAAAUUGUAGUACAUUUGCAUCAUUUAAUCUUUGCUACAAAAUGUUUGAUUCCUUGCAGGAUAGACUGGUAGGAGAUGGGCAAUUUAGAUAGAUGUGUUUUUGCCUAGUAGGGGAUGUGGGCACAUGUAAAUUCUGCAUUGAUUGCAUAUUGGAGGGCAGAGGUGACCCAAUUAACAACCUUUCUGACCGGCAUUUACUUCUAGCCAACUACUGCCGCUGUCAUUUUGUACUCGACCUGGCUUCGUGCCAAGAAUGCCCCAAGUGCUGAAAGCAUAACUUAAUAUAGAGAGGGAGAGAGAGAGGGAGAGAGAGAGAGAGAGAAAGAGAGUGAACAUUUUAUAUAUAGUAUCUUUUUGUUCAUGCAUUCUUUCGUUAUUAGCUUGUUCUACUUUGAUCUCGAUCAUUCUCGCUCGCAGAUUCUUGAUCAAGAUCAUGUCUAAGAAAACUGUGGUGUCAGUGGAACUGCUGUGUUCAAAGUGCAGGAAAAAGGUGAUGAAGUUAAUUGCAACAGUAGAAGGAAUAACUUCCAUUGUCCUCGACCCGUCGAAAAAUACAGUGACGGUAACUGGGGAUGCCGAUCCAGUAAAGAUUAUCGGGAAAGUGAGGAAAUUCAGAAAAAAUGCUACGGUUGUGAGUAUCGGUCCACCGCAGACUGAGAAGAAGGAUGAGAAGAAAGACGUUGUUCCAUACACUCCAAAGGCAUGUCAAAGAUGCGAUGUUUGGUAUGUGAUUGCCGAAGAUGGCUACAGCUACUGUUCCAUAAUGUAAUUGCUAUUGUACCAUUAAAUAUUGCUCAUAAUAAUUUGUAUUAAUUUCAUGUUAAACUCACUAAUUGUCCAUUGGCUAUCAAAUGUUAACUUUGCAGUCAUUUUUU
This is a messenger RNA of Pyrus x bretschneideri (Chinese white pear), 1225 nucleotides long. RefSeq names its product heavy metal-associated isoprenylated plant protein 43-like. Gene Ontology annotation, molecular function: metal ion binding. The transcript has 2 exons. Lineage: Eukaryota; Viridiplantae; Streptophyta; Magnoliopsida; Rosales; Rosaceae. The coding region runs from base 784 to 1119 and encodes 111 amino acids. The record is from RefSeq and is a predicted model, not a curated record.